UUAUUUUACUUGCAUCCGCUAACUUGGUAGAAAUGAUGACUUGCAAGAGCAAUUUAUAGCAGUAAUUAUCACAAAUAACAUCUACAAGACAGAACAAGAAAAUAUAUUUGAACAAAAAUUAUUUUUCCUGAAAUGCAUUGGAGAACAAUUCAUAUAUAGUUUUGAAGGUAGAACAGUUCAAAUUUGAAGUUGUAACUUCACCCCAAUUUUUCAACUCUAAUGUGUGACCACACACACACUCAUAUAUAUAUACAUAUACAUAUGUGUGUGUGGUGAUGGUGGUUGUAUGUACUAUGAGCAAACUUAGAAUUCAAUUAAUUGAAGGAUCAAAGUAAAUUAUCCUUUUAGUUUUGUCGGUAAGAAACUAAAUUUCACGUAUGGAAUUUUUGACCCAUGUUUUCUGUUUAAUUGUUUUUUCUACGGUUGCACCGCAAAUACAUUUAUCCAUAAAAAUCAUCUUCAAAUAUCAGUCUUUGGAAAAACAUUUUUAAAUAUAGUAAACACAGCAUCUUGUAGGGGGAGGAGGGGUGAAUUGAAAAAUCAGCAAUACCGCGUUAUAUAAAACUAAAAACUUGGCAGACUAGGAGCUUUCUAGGUAGCUUCAUGGCAACCUUUUUCUUUCCCUAUAAAUAUGUAUACAAAAAAAUCAGUUCCUUACCAUCAUAUCUUAUUCUAUCUGAAUCUUUUAAGUGUCAGAUCAUAGUGAUCUUUCCUAGUAUUUUAUAAUAAAUACAGAAGAAGAAGAAAAAUGUACUGAUCAAAGGCGAAGAUGAUGGAGCUGGAUCAUGAAGAUAAUGGAUCAGACAUUGAAGCUCAGCGAAGUUCCCCGCUGUUGAUGAAUGGAGAAUUGGGUAAAUCUAGUUUGAUCAUGAGGAAGUCGGCGCUCAUUUUCAAAUCUACUUACAAGUUCAUUGAAGCUGGAGCAAGAAUAGCAUCUCUUUCACGAGUCUCAUCAUCCUCCACCACAACCUUUUAUACUCCUCUUCCCAGCUUCAAUCUUAAACAUGGAGACGCGGAAGGUGGUGGAGAUGAAUUCCAGAUGGUUGAAACUGUGGCUGAUGUUUAUACUGUACAAUCAAACAAUGAGAUUGAGCUUCAGCCUCAUGAUCUAAGUACUCAUCAACAAUGCCUACAAAUUAGUGAAGAGAAUGUGAAGUUGGAAUCACUUCACAAUUUUGAAGGAGUCAAGGGGAGUACUGUUGAAAAGGGAAUUCAAGUUGGAGAAAUUUCUAGCUGCGACUUGUAUCAUCACAUGUUGAUCUUCGCAGGGUAUGGCAAAUUCAUGAUCCAACAUUUGGUAUUCAAGGAAUCAACUAUUUUUCUACUUGCAAUUGCUGCAAUAUUGUCAUUUGUCUUUGGAAUCAAAGAAGAAGGUGUGCAGAAUGGUUGGUUUGAAGGAGCACUUUUGGUUGUGAUUAUAUUUGUGAUUGUUUUGUUUAGGUUUGCAAGAAUUUGGUACAAAAGAUAUCUUUGGAAGAAGCAAAAAGAUCAAAAAGCAAGGAUGAAUUUACCCCCAUUGAUUUCUGAAAACGACUCCAGUUUUUGUGCCUACUUUGACAAGUUGAACAAUUACAUACAUAUCAGUGGGUUGUUGAUUGGCAUUUUGAUCACUGUGGUGCUGUUUAUUCGCUUUAAAUUGGGCCAUAAAGAUGAUGAGAAUGGAUACAGAUUAGAAACCAAGGAAGAACCAGCUGAAAUUGCACAGAUAAUGAAUGCCUUGAAAAAGGUUUUAACAGAAUCAAAGGGAACAGUAAGAGUUCUGAUAACUUCACUUGGUCUCGCACUGGUAGGGAUGACUGAAGGAUUACCAUUUCUUAUUUCAGUUGUGAUGGCAUAUUGGUAUCCGAAUUUUGAUGUUAACAUGGAAUCAGUCAGCACCUUCUGUAUAGAAAAUGUUGGCUGGUCGAAAGAGCAAAAAUUGAAAGUUACUAAGUUUCUUCUCGACAGAAAAGAUGUUACCAGGAUACCGCCACAUGUCUGCAGUGUUCUCUCUGAUGGGAUUGGCGUCUCCACUAUGACUUCUCAAACAACCAACCAAAGAAUGGAAGAACCAAUACUUUGCUGGGCAGAAAAGAACAUGGGUAUGCAGAGAGACAUUUUGCAUCAGCAGGUCAUCAUUGUGAAGGACAAUGAUAGUGAGAAGAAUCCUUUUGAAGGACCUUGUGGAGUUGUCAUAGAGAAAAAUGGAGAUAAUGGGAAGGAGUACUAUUCACACUUCAAAGGACAGGCUGAUUCAAUAUUGUCAAUGUGUUCAAGUUACUAUGACAUGCAGGGUGAAGUGAAGGAUUUGGAUGACGAAACAAAGAGUGAGUUUGCUCAAGCUAACAACAACAAUGUGAACGUAGUUGCAUUUGCCUGCAAACAUACUCAGAUUGUUGAAUUUGAUGAAAAUGGCCUAACAUUCAUCGGUAUGUUUAUCUUAGAAGAUAAUUUCAAUCUAGACAACAUGAGACAAGGAAUUGAGAUUCUAAAAGAAGGCGGAGUGAAGAUGAUAUUUACCUCGGAAGAAGAUGUUGAAGUGCUUCGUACCAUUGGUGAUGAAACAGGAUUGCUCAACUCACAUGAUGCUCUAGUACUUAAGGGCGAAGAUGCUACAAAGGAAAAUGUUGAUAAGGUUUGCAUUAUGGGGAACUCCUCUCCUGCACACAAGCUUCUUUUAAUAGAGCAGUUGAAGAAAAGAGGAGAAGUGGUGGCUGUGGUAGGAGAACAAGCAUCUGAAAGUAAUAUGGUUCUUGAAGCAGCUCAUUUUGGCCUGCCUGUGGUGACUAACUGGCCUGAAACUAUAACUUAUGUGAUUAACAGCAUCAAGGGAGGAAGAAUUGUUUGUGAGAAUCUGAGGCAGUUCAUCCAAGUUGAGGUAAUCUUGGCAAUCAGUAGCUUAUCAAUAAACUUCAUACUGGUUAUAGUAGACGGAGAUGCCCCGUUAACAAUAUUUCAGUUGGUAUGGGUUAACCUUCUUGUUACAUUUAUUGGAGGGCCAGCUUUGCUAAUUACUCUACUAAGGGAUGAGCUUUCUAUCAGACCAAGAAAACCGCCAAUUACCAAAGCUAUGUGGAGAAACAUACUUUUUCAAGCUUCUUAUCAGACUGGCAUUUUUGUAUUCCUUCAACUCAAAGGAAGUGCAAUACUGGGCAUCACUCCAAAAGUUAACAGAUCUAUAGUCUUUAACGGGUUCGCUCUGUGCCAGCUUUUUAACAUUUUCAGUGCAAGGGAUUUGGAGCAGAAGAAUUUUUUCAAAGGUUUUGGUCAAAAUUACUUGUUCUGGGCAUUGUCUGUGCUCUAUCUUGUGUUGCAGUUUGGAUUCAUUGAAGUAGAGGCUGUCUUUGUCUUUACCAACACGGCACGACUGAAUUGGAAGCAAUGGGUUGAAUCCAUUUUAAUUGGAGCUGCUACAUGGUUGGUUGAUGUGAUAGUAAAAUGGGCAUCACAAUACAUAAAGAUAGACAAAUAUUGUGAUUGUGGAGGUCUUUACCUAGCUAGAAACUGGUUACAGUAUUGGUUUAUCAGGAUCAAUUGCUGUUACUGUGGACAAAGAAGUACACCAAAUCCAACUCUUGCUUCCUUGGAUUAUUCGAGAUCCACUAGCGGAAAGGGCUGGAUAACAAAUAUCACACGUCGUGUUAAACCAACGAAGCAUAGAGCUAAUACUUGUUGCAGUCGCUUCAAUUUUUAGUAGAUAGUUUCCUCUGUUCUCUAUAGACGGUUAGAUACAGUUGGAGCAACACUAAAGUUAUCUCGAUGUGACCCAUAGCUUAUGGGUAAAUCAGCUGACCCGUAGAUUAUGGGUUAGAGCAGUACUAAAAUCAGCCUUGUAUCAGGGUACACACCCUUGAAGGGUGUCCUUUAUAGUUAGUUUGUGUUAAUUAAUUUCAUCAAGUUUUUCGGUU
Molecule: messenger RNA, 3887 nt
Organism: Solanum lycopersicum (tomato)
Lineage: Eukaryota; Viridiplantae; Streptophyta; Magnoliopsida; Solanales; Solanaceae
Product: putative calcium-transporting ATPase 13, plasma membrane-type
Cellular component (GO): intracellular membrane-bounded organelle; plasma membrane
Molecular function (GO): nucleotide binding; P-type calcium transporter activity
Source: RefSeq, a predicted model, not a curated record